Messenger RNA from Hevea brasiliensis (rubber tree), 3925 nucleotides. RefSeq names its product disease resistance protein RPV1. Lineage: Eukaryota; Viridiplantae; Streptophyta; Magnoliopsida; Malpighiales; Euphorbiaceae. The transcript has 7 exons. Gene Ontology annotation, molecular function: ADP binding; protein binding. The record is from RefSeq and is a predicted model, not a curated record. Bases 187 to 3576 code for a protein of 1129 amino acids. Gene Ontology annotation, biological process: signal transduction; defense response.
CAUACUUCUCCCCUCAUUCGUUUUCCACAGCAAUAAUAUGUUCCUUCUGGGAAAGCGCCUUCAAUGAUGCUAUAUGCCUAUAAAUUUUUAUAGCCUCCAAGAGUUUUCCACACCCCCACACGCAAAAAAUACACAUCUCUGGUAUUUAAUUGCUUUCGUUAAUUACCUUGUUCAAAUUCGGUUCUCAUGAGAAACAUUGUUCAAACUCUGUUUGUACAACAGCCUUCUACCAUGGCUUCUACUUCUUCUACUCCUCCCGAUCAGUACAAGACAUGGGAUGCUUUCAUUAGUUUUAGAGGCAAAGAUAUCCGUCAGGGUUUUCUCUCCCAUCUCUUUAAAGCUUUGUCGGGAAAACAAAUCAAUGCCUUCUUGGAUGAAAACCUUGAAAAAGGAGAAGAGAUCUCAAGUUCUCUACUGGAAACAAUUGAAGAUUCAUACGUUUCAGUAGUGGUUUUCUCUGAAAAUUAUGCAGAUUCCCCAUGGUGCUUGGAUGAGCUUGUGAAGAUAUUUCAAUGCAUGAAAACAUCUGGACAAAUAGUCCUUCCAGUAUUUUAUCGUGUAGAUCCAACUGAUGUUCAAGAGCUGAGAGGGAAUUUUGGAGAGGCAUUUAGUAAGCAUAAAAAAGAAGUAAAAAUUUUGGAAGGAUGGCGCCAUGCCUUGAUAGAAAUAAGCAACUUAGCAGGAUGGGACUCACAGUCACGGAAUAUCAAGUCUGAGUCCGAACUAGUUGAGGAAAUAGUAAAUAUUGUUUUGGAGAAAUUAAAUCACAUCUUUAAAGGCAAUUACGUGAAUGAUGAUUUAGUUGGAAUUGAAUAUCGGGUGAAGAAAAUGGAAGAAUUAUUAUUUUCUGAAUCAAUAAAUGAUAAACGAGUUGUAGGAAUUUGGGGGAUGGGAGGUAUUGGAAAGACAACUCUUGCUGACAAAGUAUUUCAUCGAAUCAAGGCUAAAUUUGAGAGUCAUUGCUUUGUUGCCAAUGUUAGGGAAGAAAUAACGAAGCAAACAUCAAAUGCUUUGCGAGAUAAAAUCUUCCGUCAAUUGUUAGGAGAGAAAGAUGGAUAUAUAGAUACGCCUUGUCCAGGGGAUUUCACGAUGACAAGACUUCAGAGUAAAAAAGUACUCCUCAUCUUUGAUGAUGUAGAUGAUUCAUAUGUUUUAAAGGGUUUAGGUGGAAACCUUGAUUGGUACAAUAAGGGAAGUAGAAUAAUUAUAACCAGCAGAGAUAGGCAAACACUCAUAAAUGUUUGCCUUGAGGAGCAUAUAUAUGAGGUUAAAGAAUUAAUUAAUCAUGAAGCUCUCCAUCUCUUUAGCUUAUAUGCCUUCAAACAAGAUCAUCCCAAAGAAGGAUAUGAGAAGCUAUCGGAGAUCGCAAUAAGAUAUGCUAAAGGCAAUCCGUUGGCUCUUAGAGUUUUAGGCUCUAAUAUGUAUAGUAAGGGUAUAGAAGAUUGGGAAAGUGAGUUGAAAAAAGUGAAAGAAAUUCCUGAUUUGAACAUUCAAAAAGUCCUGAGAAUAAGUUAUGAUAACCUAGAUCGUUAUCAAAAAAGUAUAUUUCUUGAUAUUGCAUGUUUCUUUAAGGGGGAGCCUAGAGGUCGUGUUGAGGGAAUACUAGAUGCUUGUGGUUUAUCUGCAAGAAGUACAAUAGGUCGUCUAAUUGAUAAAUCUCUCAUAACCAUUUCAUCAUACAAUCAUGUUGGUAUGCAUGACUUGUUGCAACAAAUGGGCAAGGAAAUUGCUUAUGAGGAAUCCAAACAACCUGGAGCAAGCAUCAGGUUAUUGAAUUACAAGGAUAUCAGUCGUGUAUUGACAAGAGAAACGGGAACUGAAAAUGUUGAAGGCAUAUCACUUAACAUGUAUGAGGUGAAAGAUAAUUUGGUGCUAAGUUCCACAGCCUUCCAGAAGAUGUACAAUCUUAGAAUCCUCAAAUUCUUCAAUGAUUCUAAUUCUAGUCGAGGACAAUUGCAGCUUCCUAGCGGCCUUGAAUUUCUACCAGAAGGUCUAAGAUAUCUUCACUGGGAUAGAUACCCUUUGAAUUAUUUGCCAUUGAAGUGUUGCACAAAAUAUCUUGUGGAACUCCGCAUGCCCUUGAGCAAACUCACAGAUCUUUGGAAUGGAGAUGAGGCUCUUGGAAAUUUGAAACUUUUAGACCUCACCAGCUCUAUGAAGCUGACCAGAGUUCCAGACUUGUCUAGAUUCCCAAAUCUUGAGGUUUUACUUUUGGGCGGAUGUAGAAGCUUGAUUGAGAUUCCUAGCAGCAUUGGCGAGUUAAAAUGUCUAAAACGAAUUGAUCUAACGAGAUGCUUUAAACUGCAUAGUAUUCCCCAAAGCAUCUGCAAUCUGAAAUCUCUUACAUUCCUUUGGAUGUCACAUUUUUUGAAUGUCACUGAAUUGCCAGAGAACAUAGGGGAUUUAGAAUUUCUAGAGUACCUUCGUAUAGAUAGCAUUGGAAUAAAAGCAUUACCAUCCUCCAUCAAUCAAUGGGAAAAUUUGGUUGACUUAACGUGUACAGGCUGUAAAGGUUUGACAUUGCUUCCUUUGACAGGUUUGUCCCGCUUACGGAAUUUGAGUUUAGAUGAGUGUAGUAUAAUAGAAAUUCCCCAGAGUCUUGGGCUUUUAGUCUCAUUGGAAUCCUUAAGUUUAACUGAAAACAAUUUUGAGAGCAUACCUGCAAGCAUUAAACAACUAUCUGAGUUGAUACAGCUUUACUUAUUUGGUUGCAAGAGACUCAAAUGUUUACCAGAGCUUCCAUCAUGCUUAAGAAAAUUGUCUUUAGGGAAUUGCACAUCUCUCAAAUGUUUACCAGAGCUUCCAUCAUGCUUAAUAGAUUUGUCUUUAGAGAAUUGCACAUCUCUGGAAUCUGCGUCAACUUCUUUCCUUGUCCCAGAACACAAAGACGAAGAUCUAAUUGAAAAUUUUCUUCGAAUUGAAAAAUUUCUUGACUUUAGUAAUUGCUUCAGUGUGGAUAAGGAGAAAGUGAUGAAGGAUGUAUUGAAAACGCAUCUGUUGAAACACAAGAUUGUUCGUUUGUGUAUUCCCGGGGAUGAAGUGCCUCAAAGGAUGAGAUAUAAGAACCAGAGUGGAUCUUCUCUUUCAUUCACACUAGAUCAGCCUAACUUGAUUGGUGUUUCUUUAUGCCUUGUUUUUGAUCCCAAAAAUUAUUAUGGUUAUCGUGUUAGGUUUAAUUGCGAAGCCCAAUUCAUUGAUAAAUCUGGACACAACAGUAAAAUUUCCAAGUUCAGUUUCCAGCCUUAUUGCAAAACUAAUCUGUUGGAAUCAGAACAUGUGUACCUUUGGAAUGAAUUGUUCUACAUUUCCGACAGUUUCGAUGAGGCCACAUUUAAGUUCUCCAUUGAAGAGGCCUCGUUACAGUACCACAUUGAACAUUUUUCACUCAAGCCACAACAUAAUUCCGGCGCUAUAAUUAAGUGUGGGGUACUUCCUAUAGUUCGAGAUGAUUUUCUCUGCAGAGAUAAAAAGAGAAGCAGAAAUAAGAAGAUGAGGAAGAAGAACCUUCUCCGCCUAAAAUUGAAACGAGACCAAACACCUUACAACAGCACUACCGCCACAGCAGAGACUCAUUAAGUGUUUAAAGAUUUCGUGUUUGGAGGCUUUUGUGUGCGACUUUUCUGCAGAAUUUGAUGCAGCUCUCAGCUUUCUAAACCUUUGGCUUUUGUUCUGCUGGCAAUUGUUUGCUGUCUUUUGUGAUGCAACUUUGGUGCUGUAUUAUUGGCGUGUUUUGUACCUUUCUUUCUAUGCUUUUUCACUUGGAAUACCAUUGUUGGGUGUAAUAGGGAAGCCUAUCGGAUUGGUUUAAUCGGCAAAGUCCAUACUAAGUAUUUUCUAGAUGUCAUUUAUCAAUAAAAUUUUGCUGAUAAAAGCAAUUGUGCUGAAUUAUAAAUUUUGAAUAACACCACAGUCGAUCCAUCUUAAA